This is a messenger RNA of Podarcis lilfordi (Lilford's wall lizard), 29929 nucleotides long. The record is from the annotation of a GenBank genome assembly. Lineage: Eukaryota; Metazoa; Chordata; Lepidosauria; Squamata; Lacertidae.
AGCGAGCAGGAGGCGGAGUCACAGCCGACGCGACGGCGGCUCGGCUUCCCUUUGGCAGCGUCAGCUCCUCCUCCUCCUCGCCGCAGGGGGCCGCUGUUGCGCCGGACGCGAGCCGGCCCGUGCAAGGGACUCUCUCCGCGCGCGGAGCCGGGCUGGUGGGCGCGUCGCCGGCGCCGCCGAGGAGGCCAAGGCCGCCGCCGCCGCCGCCGCCCUUUCCGGGUCCGCUGCGGCGGCGCUCCGAAGGAAGCCAGGGAGUGCCGCCCGCGUACCAGCCGGCCUGGCGCCGCUCUUCCCCGUGACCGCCCCGCUGGUGCUGCUGCUGCUGGGCCGCCGCCAGCACCGCCGGUGUUGGGGCUACCGCUACUACUCCGCCCCGCCGCAGCCGCCGCCUUGCCUCGUCUCCCGGCCCCUCCUCGCCGCCGCCGCCGCCGCCCGCUGCCGGUCGCCGCCCGCCCCCGCCAUGCCCGGCCCGGCCGCCGGGAGCCGGUCCCGCGUCUACGCCGAAGUCAACAGCUUGAGGAGUCGCGAGUACUGGGACUACGAGGCGCACGUCCCCACCUGGGGGUAAGGCCGGAGGCGGCGGGAAAGAGACCGGCGGGCGGGCUCGGGGUCUCUCGCUCGCUAUGGAGCUAUUCGGCGCCGAGGCCUCGCCAGCCAGCCAUGGCCUCCCAGCUUCCUGCCUGCUUGAGGCGCAGCUAGGCAGUCUGUGGCCCCGCGCAAGGGCCGCCCUUUCCCACAUGGUCCUCGGGGCGCCUCGACGUCCGCCUGGUGGGCAGAGCCGGAGGGCCCGUCUCGAAGGCGAGUCUGCGUGUCCAGGGCGCCUUGGGAGGCAGAGGAAAGCGCAGCUGGAAGUGGGCUCGGCCGCCUGGCGUCCCUUUAAAGGCCCUGCUUUGCUUCUUCCCGGGCCUGCUUUCCGCGUACUGCGCUCUGUCGCUCCCCAUGUGCAGGGUUUAGCGCACCCGCCCGACAGCCCAUCAUUUGCAGCCUUGCUUUGCGUACCGUCCCUCGUGCCGAAGAAGGGGUUGGGAAAGAUGGGAUCAGAAAGUGGCUGGGAUCUGGAACGGUGUUGAUUAAGAGGGAUUAAAGAAUGAUAAAAUAUGAAAUCAGCAAUGGAGAUCUUGCAGUGUAGAUCCAGGUUGUUCUUGGACUCCAAAUCUCAGCAGCCUGCAUGGCCAGUAGUCAGUAAUGACAGACAAUAAUUGGCCACAGGUUUCCCGCCCCUGGGUUCAAGUAGCCUUCCGCGAAUUAGUGUCCUCCAGACAUUUUGCAUUACAGCUCCCACCAGCCCUGGUUAGUAGUAUGACUAGCAGCGAUGAUAGAAGUUGCUGGUCUGGUCUAGGUUGUUGCUGCUGGGAUUCACUCUUAAUACUUCAAACUUGGAUUGUGCAAUGAGAGUGAGCUAGUGCUCUUGGGCUCUUCUCCCCCCCUCCCUACAGAAGCCCCACAUUUUGUGGUAGGGUAGGGGUAGUGAUGGGAAAUUCCCUGGAAAGUGUAGGAUAACAGUUGCUUACUGUGGCAUCAUAUAAGUGUCCUACAAACAGAUCAGAAUGAGUGCUCAAUAAAUAACAGACAUGAUAUAACCAUCCCAUAAACUUUUUGUAAGGAAAUCAGGAUGUGAAAGCUCAGUAAGCAGGUUGCCUUGAAGUGACAGUACUUCAAAAUGUCUAGAAAGCUACAUAGUUGGGAAAGGCUAGUCUAGGCCCUCACAGGCUUGAGAUGCACACACAAGUUCCAACUCAGUUACUCUGAACACCCUUCUGUACUAAGAGUAAGGUGAUUGUUUCCCAUCUUCAUUGCAUUUUUAUGGGUGAAAAUGAGAUUCUAACAAGUGUAAUCAUGAUUCAGAAGUAGGGCUUAGGAGUUGCUAGUUAUUCCUGAUUAACAGGCACAAAGCUGUGCUCUUACGUAGUGGUGUUAGGCGUGUGUGCAUGUGCACAUGUGCUGUGCUGGUUCCUCUGUCCUUUCAAAAAUGAAUAAGCAAAAGUAGGGUUGGGCAUUUGGUUAAUCGGUUACUUUGUAAAGUUUUAUGAGCAUAAUAUAAUUAACAAUUUUGAUACUUAAUACUAAUCACAAAAACCAAUUUGGAUAACAUUUAUUGUGAAACAAUAAUAAAUUUAUUAAAUGAAUUAUUUUAUUACAUAUUAAUUUCACUCUUCACCCUAAUGAGAUCAGGAACAGCUUACAUGGUUUUCCCCUGCCCCCGAUCUUCUCAACAAUUGUAAGAAUGUAAGAAGAGCUCAAAGACCCAUCUAGUCAAGCAUUCUCUUCUCACAGUGGUCAAUUUGAUGCUUGUGGAAACCAGAGCGCAACAGCACUUUCCCCACUUGAGUUUCCCAGCAAGUGGUAUUCAGAUGCAUUGAAAGCCUUAUCCUCCAUGAAUUUAAAGCCAUCCAAGUUGGUGGCCAUUGCUAUAUUUUUGGGAGCAAAUUUCUUAGUUCUAUGUGUUGUAUGAAGUACCACCUUUUGGCUGUCUUGAGUCUACCAAUAUUUAGCUUCAUUGGAUGACCUCUGUUUAUUUAGUAUGAUGAGAGAAGGGAAAAAGUCUUCACCCUAUCCACUUUCUCUAGUCUAGACCAUGUAUGAUUCAUUACGCCUCUUUUUGCCUUUUUUUCUGAACUAAGGCGCCUCAUAGGGGAGUAAUACUUGCUUUUUCUGAAGUUUUUCCAGUUCUACAAUAUCCUUUUUUUGGGGUAAGGUGACCAGAACUGUAAUGUUCUACAGAUGGUGGCACCAAAGAUUUGUAUAAUGACAUUAUGAUAUUAUUGACUGUUUUGCUUUAAAUCCCAUUCAUAAUUAUCUCUCAUAUGAAGUUCACUUUUUUCACAGCUUCUGUGGGCUAGGAACACACUGAGGUGUCCAAUGCUAUACCAUGAUCUCACUCCUGGUCAUCCAGCACCAGUUCAGACCCCAUUAGUAUUUGUUAUGGGGUCAGGUUUUUGUUUUUUGUUUUUUACUAUAUUAUUUAUUUUUGUGUUUUUUAUAUUGUAAACCAUUCUGUGAUCCUCAGAUGAAGGAUGGCAUAGGCAUGAUGAUGAUAAUAAUGCUAAAUAUGGAAACUUUCCAGAAAUUGUGAAUCCAUAGAAAAAACAAUGUUGGGGUAUGGGGGGAUUUGGGGUGAAAUAUGCAAUCCAUUUUAAAAGCAUCCUUUACAGUUCAAAAGUCAUUUUGUUACUUUUGUAACAUAAACUAUAUUAUAUAUAACCUUGCUUACUAUAAAAUUGCCAUGUUUUUGUAUAUUAAAAUGCACUUUAUUCAGACAAUAAUUAUAGGUUCUAUUUACUUUUUAAAAUCUUAGUUACAAAUGGAGCUACAAGGUGCUGAACUGUAAGAAUUUUUUUGGGCAUCUCUUUGCUUUUACCAGUUUAUGAGGAGCCAGCAAAAAAUAAUAAAAACAGAAGAAACAGCCAACAUCUCUGUCUGGAGAGACAAUGGAGUGCUCCUCCAGGGGUGAAGUCAAACCCCUGAAGUGACCUUCCCGGGACACAAGCCUGAGCAAUGUGUAUGGGGGUCCCAUGCUGCCCAGAUGACAAGACACGUGCCCCCUCCCCUUGGCCUCACUGAAGUGGUCCAAAGGAAAGCUGAGCAAUACAUUUGGCACCAGUUUGACUGCAGAAGUUCCCAGAAGGAAACUUAGAAGGUGCCAUCCAGCUGUCUUAGGGACUCCACUCCUGAUUCGUGUAGGCUUUACUAAAAAAAAUUUCUCCCGAAAAUAUCAGGCAAGGCAGCAGAGGUUUAGGAUCAGAGUUUUCUUUCUCCUAGAUGAGCUACCUUCUCAGGUUGAUGAGCCUCAUCUGCCGUUUACUUCCCUCUACACAGCAUGUGCAGGAACUACCUUCUUGACUGUUGGACCCACCAUUGGUCUCAUUCUUUCAAUCAACUGGAGCCUGUCUUUACAGGCAGGGAAGUCCUUAACUCACCAAGGGUUUGUGACCCAUCGGCUACCCUCACCUGGUUUAGCUGGCCAGUCAAUUCUACAUGAAAUUUAAUCAGUCUUUAUUUCUGAGCUAUCACUACCAAGUUCUGGGUCUUCAUAUUUGUUACUUUCUUUCUCCUUCUUUCGCCAAACCUUUGUUAGGCAUUAUAGACAUAUUUGUUACAUUUAUCAUGGACUGCUCAAGUUUUGCCCAGAUUGAAACAAGCUGAUCUAUUUGAUAUAUCAGUUUAUUUCUUGAUUUGGUGUAAGUAUUUCCAAACAGAUCCGUUUCUUUCAUACACUGUAGAAGUUGAAGGAAUCUGAAGUAGGUAAGAAGCACGAGGGGUCAGAGGCUUGCCACCAUGCUGCAAGAGGGAUUAGUUUGGCAGAAUCACAGACUGCAUUUGAGGACUGAACGCCUGAAUAUGUUCUGUAUUCUGCAACAUUUAAAGGUGCAUUUCCAACAUCAAGUCCCAAGUUUGUUGCUUGUUUGUAAUCUAGUCAAAUGCAGAAGCAGUGCUAUCAUUACUUACUUUUCUGACUUUAAAUCAUGAAUCCAACAGAUUUUCACUAGAAUCAAUUGGGUGGCAACAAAAUUCCCAAAACCUUUGCAAAAGAGGAGCAAUGGCUCUGACAGUGUCCUAGAACCCUUCUGCUUUACUAGACUUUGGGAAGGACACAAGAGGACUCUAGGACCCUAUCAGAGCCCUCCCGCCUCCUUCCCAAAGCUGGGCAAACACUCACUGGGCUUUGGGAAGGCAGCACUCUGAGAUGCUGCCAGACCCCUCACACGCCCUUCCCAAAGCUGGGUGUUCCCGGCUUUAAAUGAUGCAUGGAUAGACAAACCCUCACAUGUAAGUUACCUGUACAUACAAAUUACAAUGAUCUCAUACAGUACAUGGUAUUACAUACAGGUCUUUCUGUUACAUAGUUUUUAGAAACCAUUUUAAGGGAGUAGAUAUAUGAAGACUUUGCCUUAAACAUUUUAUUCAGCAUUGUAAAGGAAAAUAUUUCAUAAUCUUUUUUUAUUUUAUUUUUUAUGGGGGCGGGUUGGGAGAAAAAAUAAAAUGGUGUUGGAAAACCCUGCACUUUUUCUGAAUUUUCUCAGUCCCUCCACCAGGCCUUCACAUCUCUGCUGCUCAGUAAACUUGGCUGCUGCACAGUUCACCCCUAGCUCCACGUCAUGUAUAAUAAACAAGUUAAAAAGUUUCGCCUAGGUCCUAGUACCGAUCCUUGGAGGACUCCACUUUCUACCUCUCUAUUGGGAGAACUAUCCCUUUAUUCUUUCUCUUGGCUUGCUGUCCCUUAACCAGUUACCUGUUCUUUUAUCACAUAACUUGGUGAGGAACACAGUGUUGACUGGCUCACUCAUAUCUAUAUGGCAGGUGAUUCUCUCAAAUAACUCUAAAAUGUUAAUGAGAUAGGACCAAACCUUGCAGAAACCACGCUGAUUCAACUUUAGCAAUACUUAAUUUUUCUAGAUGCUUGGCCAUGUUUCUCGCCAGUUUUCCUGGAAUAGACACCAAGCAAGUCAGCCUAUAAUUUCCCUGAUGUCACCUGGAUCCUUUUCUUUUUCUUUUUCUUAAAAAAGUGGUGUUACAUUGGCCACCUUCCAGUCCUCUGGUAUGAAGGCUGAUGUUAGAGACAAGUUAAAUAUUUUUGUUGGAAGGUCAGUGCUUUCGUACCACCUUGGGUGGCUGUUAUCUGGAUUGAUUGAUUUGUCCAUUUUUUGUUAAUAUUUAUUCAUAUAACAUGUACAGUGCAUAUUAAAAGGACAUUAGGAGAAAAGAAAACACCCUGAAAAUAACUAUACAAAAAAUAGAACACAAAAAGCUACUUUAAAGAUAUCAACAACUAAUACCAGUGGGACAGCAAAAAAGAAAAAAAGUUUAAAGGGCGUAAGAGACAAAAAAGCCAAGUAUGUUCAGUGAUUCUUCUAAAUAAACUCAUACUUGGCUGAACAAGGCGACCUACCUGAAACUUGUCAACAAAGCCAAGAACUCUUGUCAUCACUAUUUGCCUCAGUUCCUCAAACUCCUUGAGUAAGUUUCUCUAGGCACAGGAUUUGCCCCAUGUAUUCCACUGCAGAGACAGAUGCAAAGAACCCAUACAACUUCUCUGCCAUCUCCUUUUCCUCCUUUUCCACACCUUUGAGUCCCUUGUUAUCCAAAGGUCCAAAUUCCUUUAGCCAGUUUUCUGGCUAAAUAACUAUUUCUGUAGUUAUUGUUAGCAAGGUAAAUUGUCCCAACACCUUGACUUUCCAGACAACUUCCAUCUGUCUAUGAGAUGGUUUCAUGUUUCUCCUUAAAGGAGAUAAACAAAUCUCUCCGACCGCUCUGUGUUUUAUGUUGUGUCCUCAAAUUCUUUCUUCGUAUCUCUUAACGUUGUUGGCAUUUCUUCUGCUAAGGUUUGAGUUCUUCUUCUCCCCUUUUGUUUGGACAAGACUUCCAUUUAUUGAAAUAAGUCUUUCCUCGGAUAGCUUUCUUGACCCAACUCAUUAAUCAUGCUGACAUCCUCUUGGCUGUGGUGGUACCUUCACUGCUUAGCUUCUGUUAUUGUGGUUGCAGGGUGGGACCCAAGCAUUUUGCAGAGGUUUGACCCUCCUGACUUUCUCUUUUAACUUCCUUUUUUAUUAGAGGUUUCCUCUUCUGAAGUCAAAUGGACUGUGUUGGACUUCCUUGGUAAUUGCCCAGCUAUAUUGAAUUUGAUAGCACUGUGGCCACUUGGUUCAAGAACACUUAUAUCUCCCUCCAGGUCCUCCUGGGCAGCACUUAAGAUUAAGUUCAAUGUUGCUGCCUCUCUUAUCAGUUCCUGAGGGGUAGGUUAGGCUGAGUGUGACUAUUUUAACAUGAUCUAAUGAACCUCAUCACUGUGAGAGGACUUGAAUCUUGGUCUUCCUGGUCUUCAUCCGGUACCCUGCUUGCUAGGUUGUGGUUUUUGGCACUGAUGGCUACUUAUGUUUCUGUUCAGAGAAACCUGUAGCUGUAGCAUGGGGCCUGUGAGAAAAGCUUUUCCCAUCCUGCAGCAUGGUUUGCCCCUCACUUUCAUGGGGCUGAUAGUCACUCCUUUCUAACAAAUAACACCAUUAUGAAAUAAGUGGCAUUCAUUCUUGGAAUAAUUGACCACAGUCAAAGGGGUAGCCAAUAGAUGAAUGUGUGCUCUAGUCUUGAGUGGCAGCCCUGACCUCUUAAUAUGUUAUAGAUUUUAGUUUGCCCUUGUAGUUUUGCUGAAAAGCCUAAAAGCCUUCCCUCUCCCCCUUCCAACCCAAGGCUAUAAUUUUAAGUGUGGAUGAGUAGAAGGACAGAUAUAAUUGGUUUGGUAAUAAGUUUGGGUUCUUUGGAUUAAUGUGAUAAAGAGGAAAUGAAUUAACUUUCAAGAGUGUUAUGUAGUGGGUUGGCAUGCCAGGCAAACUGGAGUGGGUGAGAAGGAAUUAGAUGACAACUGGGUUGUGUCAUACAGGAACCAGCAGCGCGAGUUUGGACUGCUUUUCAAUAACCUUUCCGCAAUGUGUGUUAACGUUAUAAUCUGGUAAAUACCUAGGAAGAAUGCUAAUAAUUUUGGAUUUCCCCUUUUAAUGCAUGCUUAUGUGCCAAGUGGCAAUGCUAAUAUACACUCAAGGUCGCUUUGCUCGAAUUGGAAAGGGGGGUGAGGUGUUCAUUUCUAGCUAAUUAGAGUAAAAUUGUCAGCAUGAUAUUGGGUAUGUGGGAGUUCGUAAAUAUACGACUGAUCUGGCACAUGUAGCUUAAUGUGUCCUCAGGAUAACUCAGCACACUAGUCAACUCAUAUGCUUUAAACACUCCCUGAUAUACAGGCAAGAUGAUGAAACAACACUAAAAGGUCCAAGCUGGAAAAUCUCGGGUGUAUGCUCUCUUGGGAUGUCUAAAAGCUAAUAGUUUAAUCUCUGCCUGUGAAACGGUGAAGGAGGGUUUCUUCCUCAUUGUCAGGAUGUUCAGGGGAAAGAGAAGUUGUCUGUUAAAAAGGAUUGUGGGAACUGUCUUUCUCACUUUGGACUUGGAAGUUGUUAGUUCUGAACAGUUCUAUCACUUCUGUAACAAAAAUUAAGAUUAUCAUUCCAGAGAAAGAGGUCUCUUGCUGUGGGUGGUAUAAUAUCUUUUUCUAAUGAUGGCAGGUGAAUAAUGAGUGUUGAGGACUAUAGAGGUUGCAGGCACCAUUCCUCCUUCCCUUGGAUCUGUGGAAUUCUGAAAUGCUGAAGUUUAAGCAUCCUCAUAACCAUCAGUAUCAAUCCAUGGAGAGCAAGAGUGUGCAGAAGUGGGAUAGUUCCUGUUUAGUAGUUUGAAAGGUUUGCACGUUAAUAGGUGCCCUGCUCCUCGUUCUUCAGUUUCAGGGUAUUAGGAGCGGAGGGGUCAGGAGAGCAUUUCAGCCUAGUCACUUUUCAGUUGUUUUCCUCUUCACUGUCUGCAGUAAUCAAGACGAUUAUCAACUGGUUCGGAAACUCGGCCGGGGGAAAUAUAGUGAAGUCUUUGAGGCUAUAAACAUCACCAACAACGAACGAGUGGUUGUGAAAAUUCUUAAGGUGAGUUUUUGUUGGAUGAAUAUGAAUGGUUUUCUGAGGUGGGAGCAAUGCUGUGGCAACAAAUCUUCCCUAACACUGUAAUGGGCUGUUCUUGAUCUAAGCCCCUUGCGUCCUUCAUAUCAUAUUGCAUAUUCAUAUCUGGAAUGGAGGUGCUGCAUUCUUAACUUUGUGUCUGGUAGUGGUUUUUGGUUAUCACUCUCCUCAUCUGUUUUUAAAAGGUAGCAUUGCCGUUGGGACCAUUUUGUGAAGGAACAGCAUGUUUCCAUGUGUUGAAAUAGCACUGCACACGGUGGACACAGGAAUUAACAUCUGGCAAGUUUUACUUGGCAGGGCACAUGUUAAGGCCUGUUCACUGUAAUGCAAAGGCUACCGGAGCAUCCUUUGGUUAACAUCUCAAUGAUGAGCAUUUGACUUAGCUGAAACUGUGGUGGAGGUGAUCAGGCAGGUGGAUUUUGGAAAGACUAACUUGGAUGUUUCUGUUAGUAGCAAUACACCAAAGCACACUUGGCCUUGCUUAAAAUGAGGAUGUGGGAUUUUCAUGUUUAGCAUUGCUCAUCAUUUGCCUUCUGCUAUAAAAGCGUUUUAUCAAAAGUGACCCAGUAAAUAUAUUGCCAAGGUUGACAUUACCUUGGGGGGGGGGCAAGUGAAUUCUCAUGACUGACAUGUUUAAAAUUCAUGUCCAUGUUAUCAAGGCUUAUCUAGUUAGGGGGUGUGUGGCAUGGGGUGGGGUUUUCCUAUGAAGAGGACAGUUUAGACUUUUAUGUAUUUAGAUUGCCUCUUAUUUAUUUAGACUUGUGGUCAUAACUAGCAUCUGUGAUCAUUGCUGUUGGCCCAGCAUCCUCUUUAAACUUCUCCCAGUUGUCCUUUCAACAGUUGAAAUGGUGAUCCUCAGUGUAAGGCUUUCCAGAAGUAUUUAUCACACAUCAGUGGUGACUUAUAGGCUACUUAUUGUGGCUUCAGUGGUUUGCAUUAGGUGAAUCUGGGUUGGCAUUGGCACAGUGCUACCAUACUGAAAAUAAAGAGAUGUGUGGAAAGAAGUCCCAGGAUGUGAUUUUUUUCAACUUGGUCUGAGCAGAUUGCUUCUUUGGGUGGUCAGUUUGUCUCUCUGUGGUGUUCCAAUAUUGUGUGUUCUAGUGCAGCAUUUGUGAGAAUUGUUUAAAGGGUAGAUGUAGGAGGUAGACACACAUUAAGUCUCUGCUCCCGCACCUCAAGACUGCCUUCGCUAACCUGGUGUCCUUCAGAUCUUUUGGACUACAACUUCCAUUUGCCCCAGCCAGCAUAGCUGACAGUACGUGUAUCACUUGAUGGACUAUGAAGUACUCCUGGUUGAAAAGCAUGGCUUUAGUAAUGGAAACAGGCAGUGCAAGGAAAUGCUUGCUAAGUAAUUCCUGUGAAACCCAUGACAAACUUCCUGUGGGCACAUCACCUCUUUCUUGUUGACAACUUUCUGCUGUCCUGUUCACCAGAGCCCAGAAUGUCCCCUAGAGACUGAAAGAGGGAGGGACUGUCAAAGUAUGCCCUGAAAGAAUCCUCCAAACUAAGAUUGCCCUGUGUGACUCUGGUACCAUCCAGUCUUGAUGUCAUCCCUUUCUCUUCUGCAUGAUCCUGUGUCCUGCAUCAAAAGCUUGUUGCUUCUUUCCCACUUGAUUUGACCUGAUAAUGGUAGGGAAAUGUUGGCUUCCCUAGAAAUUGCAAGAUUGGAAUGGAUUGGCACUACUGUCCAGUUUAAUGGAUGGGUAAGACUUAGUCUUAGUUCUUGUGGAAGACUUCGAAGCUAUCGGGUGACUGGCUGUAUGUUUAACAAGUGAGGUACAGCUUAUGCUAAACGUAGUACAUUAAGAGAAUGAACUGAGCAAGGAAGUGCCUGGUUGCAAAUGUCACCUUAGCCAUGAAGCAAACUCCUGCUCUCAGCCCCUCUCUCUGUUCUGUAAGUAGUCCAGUGUUAUCUCUGAUCUUAGGUAGUUGCAAGGAUUUUGGAUACCGACAUGAAGCAUUUUGAGCAAUUAAGAAAAAUACAAUGUAAAGGCAACUCGAGGAUCUUAAUGUUUCCUAACUUUUUUAAGUUUUGAGAUGCUGUUAAUUGUUAAACAAGGCAGUACUGUAGUAUUGAAGAGGUGGUCUCAGCAGAAAACUACUCCAAAAGAGACCCUAGAUGCAAAUAUACUUGCUUAUCUUCAGGUUGUGCAUCCACCCCUCUCCUGAAAAUUGGUGGUUGAUGGUGACAAAAUACCAAUAAGUGUCGUUACUUGUUUUUGUCUUUUUUGUAUGAAACCUCUGGAUUUGAAUUUGAAGGAGAGGGAAACACUGCAUGCUAGCCCUGGUGUUGUCACCUUCUGGAGCCCUAAAUUCCUGUUUGCAGGGGCCCAAAACUCCUUAUACUUGUUAAUCCCUGAGCCUGCUCAUUGCUUUUCUUCUUGGGCACAGCAAAUGCAUACUGUUGUGCACCUAACUGGCCUCUAUUUUCAUCCUGCUCAGGAGGCUUAUAGGGUUUCCUGGAUCCCCAGGAUUUGCUGGUAUGCUUCUUUCAGGGAAGAGUUGCAGACUUUGGUUGCAUGAUGAUGAUAACGUUUAUUAGUUAACUUUGCAGGCAUUGAUCAUAAGUGUACAAUGUAACUGGUGUCUACAAACAGGAAUGGUAUUUCAACUUCUCUCAGCCCUUUUAAGCCACUCCUGCCACCAGCUCAAAACUGCUGCCACCUGCUUGACCCUAGUUUUCUUGCAGAAACCUCCUCUAUCCACCGUGAUUGCUAAACGUUCAGAGGCAAUGUAGCAAGUGCUAUCAGCAGACGGGAGGGUGGUUCUCUAUAGUGUCCCAUACAAGACUGGAAAACUGAUACUAAAAAAUAACAUGUAUGUAGCACAGCUUUGCUUUUAAUCACUGGCCUUGUAAGCCAUAGGGUGCAUGGAAUUGGGUCCAGGCAAGUGAGCAGGCUUCUGGAAGAAAAAGACCCCUUCUCCAGUCCUAGGAAAGGUUUGCAGAUCUUACUGACCCUCCUAUGCCAGCCCCCAGCAGGCAAGAAAAUUGGUUGGCUUAUUUACCAGGCUGAUAAUAGUAAGCAUAUCAAAAAAGUGGUGACUUCAAGAAUUUCAGUUACUUGCCUAUUUUUUUUCCCCUUCCAGUGGCUAGCAGGAUAAGAAAUCAUACUAAAUGUAUACACUUCAAUAUACUUGCUUAAUUUUCCAGGUUCAUAAUAAAAUAAGAAUUUUGAUUUUACAUAAUUAAUAUUAUAAGUACAGAAUAUACAGCUUUGGCUGUCAGCAGACUCCAAAGGAGCUGAUAGUCAACCAUCUUUUCUCUUACCUGCAGCACAAAAAGUUCUCUAGACAUAAGCAGGAAGUAAUUUUGCACCGAUAUGGGAAUAUUGAUGAGAUAUGGUCAGGUUUUGGGUGUGGGUGCUUUCUAAUCUAAACUGGCCACUUGGUGCUCCUCCUUACUGCUGCCUCACUUUUUUAACCUUUGAGGAGGGGUGUUUACCCCACCCCACGGUUCUGUGGUGUGGCUGUCUGCCAGUACACAUUAGGAGGGAUAAAGCUGUGCUAGCAGCUGAGGUUCUGAAGAGCUUCUCACCAUUUUAAUUUAAAUUAUUUCCCGAGUUGACAGCAAGGUGAACCAAUAAGACAGCACAUUUUGAAGUUCCUGGACCAAUGAGGACAGAGGAGCAAUGACCUACUUUGGUGCUUUAAUUGGUCUAGCAACCCACCCAAGUGGUGUCUCAUUGGCUCACUGCACUGCCAUUCUUGUUCUAUGAGAAAUCCACUAAAUGAAAUGGUAGGCAGCUCAUAGGACCCUCAACUGCUACUGCAGCACUGUAUUCCUAGCAUUCACUGCUGCUCCCCACCACUUGCUCCUGGCUUGCCACUAUGGGCUAUACUUUGAGCUCUGGGCCUUUCCCAAUCUGAAACAGACAUUUCUGUACUAACCACUUCCCCAUGAGGUGUAUUCAUCAUGGGCUGAAACUCUGCCCCAUCCACUCAGUCCCUCAUCUUCCCCACAUUCGGCACGGAAGGCUUUUGCUUAUACUGUCAAAGACUCCCCAGCCACAUGGCGGGUUCUGCUUUCAUUUAAGCAGAAAUUAACAAAAGCCCCCUGCAGACCUUCUAUACUUGGGGGGGGGGGGAGAUGGGAUGGAGCAGUUUUGGUGAUAUGCACCAGGGCAUGAGGGGAGGUGCUUGCAGGCACACCCCUGCCUCCCAUCCAAGGAUGUACAUUUGUGUGUUCAGGUAAAAAUUUAACGUUGAAAGAAAUCUCACUUCUAUUCUCUCUUUAUGUAUUUAAGCCAGUGAAGAAAAAGAAGAUAAAACGGGAAGUUAAGAUUCUGGAGAACCUGCGAGGUGGAACAAACAUCAUUAAACUGAUCGACACUGUCAAGGAUCCAGUGGUAGGUCCUAGUAUGUGUCAGGAGCACUGGAAUAAUUGGGGUUAUCUUCAGAAGUGGGUCAUACAGGAAGCUUAGCUCCUCACACAGGUUUUACAGUUCAAGUGUGUGUUUACUGCAGGUGGAACAGGUCUUAUGUUGGGAUUUUUAUUGUUUAGGCAUCUGCAUAGUUUAAAAACCACGUUAGUUUCUGUUUUUAACAAUAAGCUCUUUAAAUGACCCUUUGAGUUCUUUGGGAUAGAUAAGGGAGGAUUUAUUUCUGUGUCUUGGGGUCAGAGAGAGCAUUAUCCAGAAGAAUCUUGGAAUAAUCAAGAAAGCAGGUUACAGGAAAGGUGUGGUUAUAUCAUACAUAUUCUCUCUUGCAGUCAAAGACUCCAGCUCUAGUGUUUGAAUACAUCAAUAAUACAGAUUUCAAGGUGAGUUUUUCUUCCUUUCUAUACAUAAUAGAUUUUCCAGAAAGCCUUAGGAGAGGAAAUGUUGAAUCUAUUGAAACACACAAAAUUUAUUCUUGCGGAAGAAUGAAUUGUGCAGUCUUAUGGGCACUUUGUAAGAAACUAACUGCAAUCAGCAAGCAGUCUUUCUGUGUGGUUUUUGUGGUCCAUGUUCAAAGGGAGUAGUGCAAUAGAAGUUUACUGCAUUUCCUUGAUACUCUGUCUCAAUAUAGCAACUGUUGCCCUGCAGCAUGUAAUUCCAUGCUAAUCUCCCUGCUAUGAUACUCUGUUUACUGUAGUCUUGUUGAUGAGGAAAGUGGGGCCUGAUUUUUACAGUGGAAAAAAGCUGGAUAUGAGAGUAGAGUUGGGAGGAAAUGUCAAGAUUUGUUGAGCAUUAGGGGAAAAUUUGAGACUAGGUUCUACAAAAGUGACAGUCUCUACUUGAAUCACAAUGGAACCAGGUUACUGGCAUUAAAAAUCACAAAGAUUAUGCAAUUUUAAAGCUAUGUUUUUUGGUGUUGGUUUUUUUUUUUUUUUUUUUUUAAGGAAAGCAGUCAGUAAAUUGGAAGCGUUUGGUUUGCCUCAUCUAUGGGUGAUAGCCUAAAAAUCUAGGUCUCAAAAUGUGAUGAUAGAAUUUGACAGCGAACUUGUAGAAACAUGGCAGGAGUUUAAAGGGACCAAAGAAUCAAAGGAAAAGUUACACACAAAAUUGGACUUUUGGAGGAGAGUUGGAAUCUGAAGCAGCAAAUGCCAACAUGAGCCAUAGUGAGCGUUUCAGAAACUCAAUGAAACUGAGAAUCUGUGGAGGAUGUAUUUCAUUUCAUUUCAUUUUUAUACCACUUUAUAUUUUUAAUAAAAAGUUUUCAAAACAGUUUACAACCCAGAUUAAAACAUCAAAUAAAACAAUACAGAAAAAAAAAUUACAGAAAGAAGUUAAUCAGUAAGUAUACAUUCAAAGCAGCAUAAUUAAGAGGACUCUAAAAUAUUAUCUUAAAAAUUCAAAAUAAAGCAUUACAAAGAAGGUCAACUAUAGAAUGCUUCUCUGAGGUGGAGACCUGGAGUUCCUUGUCUAACUGGCAGUGUGCUGAUGUGGCUGAGCUGUGCUGAUCCCAAUUCUUAGUCCAGACCUAGGUGUAGCUAAGAAAUAUUCGUGUGCUAAGUGUGCAAGGUGAAGGUUCAGAAUCUUCUUAUGUCAUCAUAGUGCCCUCUAGAUGUUGAGGAGUCCAACUCCUGUCAGCCCCAGAAGCCAGUGUUUUUCAUUUCACUUUUAAUUUGUACACUGACUUUCUAUAUUGCUAUGCACAAGAUGAUUUACAUGCUGAAGAAACAACAAAAUAUAUAGACAAAAUCACAUAUCUUUUAACAAAAAAGUCAUAAUAAAAUGUAUGACUUUAAAAUAAACAACUUAUACAAAAUAAGUUAAUAUUCUGUAAUCCAUUAGCAUAUAAUAGUGCACAAUAAAAUUAACCAUCAAAAUAUCAGCAAACAAUAAUUAAAGAAAUUCACUAUCAACAAUAAAUCAUCACUAAAAUAUGAUAAAAAUAACAGCAAGUUGCAAUGCAUAAAAUAUAACACACACAAAAACAAUGUAAAAGGAUCAAAUUGAGCAACAAAGCCACAUAACUUACAAAAAAUAAUAAUUCACCUCACCACCAAAAAACCCCACCUCUUCUCCCUUCCCAGCCAUGGUCUCGGAGAGGCUGUUGCUCAGUUGGACUUGAUUGAAGGGGGGGGGAGAGGCAAGGCUCUUUUGCCCUUCUUCAUACUUUCUCCCCAAAGAAGCUGGUAAAGAAACUGGUAGCAUGCUGAGUUGAUCCAUGGGGUGGGGCAUUUGCCUGCAGGCUGAACCCUGCCCAUCAGCUGCCAUCACCCAGUGACAUCAGCUUGUUGGACAAGUGGGUGUGGUUUGGGGGAAAUGGAGAGGUGGGAUGAAAUAGGCCCAGGGGGGCAGAGAUUCCCUUUCCUUGCUCUAAUGCUUGCCAGGAUCCUUUAAUGCUUCUCUGAGGUUUGUCUGUCUUCUGCUUCAGAGAUCUUGCAGCUCUGUCUCUUGACCUGCCCUUGAGUGUAAAAGAGGUUCUACAGAGUGUGGAACACAGUGAGGCCACUGCAGGGUGGGGGUGGAGGUGUAAGAAUGACAGGAAAAGCACAACACUGAUUUUUGCAAUUUUCUGUUUUCAAAUUGAUUUCAGCAACUGUAUCAGAUCCUGACAGACUUUGAUAUUCGGUUUUAUAUGUAUGAAUUGCUCAAGGUGAGUAUUCAUGGGAAAUUUGAAAGGUCACCCUUGGUUUGAAUUUUGUUAAGUGGGGUUGUGUAUAAUUAAUACCUGCAGGAUUCUUUUAUUAUUUGGGAAAGGGAAGAACAGCACUGCUCCCAUACUUCAACACUUUUUUGUGGGCAACAUUAUGUCUUGGUCACAGCUCCAGAAUACCUCCAAAGUCCUCUGGGACUUCUUGGGCCCUGAUUACCUCUUGGAAUAAUUUAAAGGUGUGAUGUGUCUCUGUGGAUAUGCAUAAAAUUCAUUCCCAUCCCUAAACCCUUCUCUGUAGAGAAGGAUAGACAAGUCAGAGGAAGUUAAGAAAUCAGUCAGUCACACAGCAAGAGACAACCUUGGAAAACAGAGCAUACAUCUGGCUCUUAGUUAUUCUUCAGAGGUCCUCAGGAGUCAAUGGAUUUUGCUUUCUGACUUUUUAGUCCCUGUGCACUGAAAAUGACUCCCAAGUUCAUCUCUACUAGUUUCUGCUGCCGCCUUUAUCUUCUACCAUCAUAUCAUUUCUUUAACGGCUCUCAAAUGUAAAGCAGUGUCUAAAUAAAUUUUGCUGUUUCAAAGUGUUAGAACAACUUGCAGCUUGGUUGAAUUAGAUUGAAAUGGCCCCUUAUAAUUUCUGGAGUUCAAAGGCUUUAUUCAUGCAGGAGCAGAUUUAUCUUUGUAGGAUUUAUUUGCAGAAGAGAUUAAAGAGAGAAAACAGAAGAUAUUGUCUCAAUAAGUUGGGAGAGAAAGAAACGAAAUGAUAGAGUUGAUUUGAGCAGAAAGGCUACAAGCAAGUGCUGGCUAGAUUGCUAGAAAAACAGUACCCUCAUGUGGUUUAAAAUAACACAUGCAUUAACCAGAAGCUCAGAAGAAGGAAAUGUCUUUACUUGUUUCCAACAUGAAGGACAGACAAAUUUUUCUUGUAAAGCCACAGGUGCUGGUGACAUGCUGGAAACAGGCACCACCUUUGCCCUGGCCUUGACAUAUUUUUGAACCCAACUGGGAUGAGCAGCAGAGGGCAAAGCAGCUGCCACCAAAAGUGCAGUAGCCUGGAGAGAAAGAGUGAGUCCUGGGCCAUCUUGUUCUUGCUGUGCAACUAGGCAGUACUGCAGCUUUUAACCUCAAAAGGGGUUUCUAACUAGAGACCCACAUCACGGCCCCAUGUGAAAACAUGAAUAUCCUUUUUUCAAAGCCUUGGCAGGCUUGGCUAUCUCAUUGUUAAGAUUCCAGGAGGAAAGGUUGCUUGACCUAUUUGAUGGGCUUGGUUCCUUCCAAGAUCUGUGCUUAGAUUUAGGCUUUUGGGAGGACUAACAAAACUCUUGGAUAACUACUUCUACAUGGCAGUGUGGCAUCCUUGCUGGGGAGAGAAACUGGCACAUAGCACAGAUAUAUUCAGCUGCUAUAAUUUCAUCAGUGGAAAGGUUUAAUUUUCCUUGUGUGUCUUUUUUAAUGUUUUAAUUUAGGUUUGGCAUAAGUAACGAGUACAUUCAGUAUCUCUAUUUUCAAAUCGUAAAGUCUUUCAUACAGGUGAAUUACAAUUUGAGACAUUUUUGUUGUUAAUUUUCCUUGUGUUGGGUGUUAAUGUCUACAUGUCUCUGGCAGGCCUUGGAUUACUGUCACAGCAUGGGAAUCAUGCAUAGAGAUGUCAAACCUCAUAACGUCAUGAUAGACCACCAACAGAAAAAGGUAAAGACAUGAGAAGAAUGACCCUUGUGCUUUGCUAUGGCUGAGUUCUUGAUGCUGAGUUGCGUCUCUGCCCUGUUCCCCAGUCUGGUGUCUUUUAGAGAGGCCUCCAUCACCAGAUGCUUCAAAGAUCUAUCAGAAUUCAUGGUUUAAGCUGCUGCUGGGGGUGACCCAAUUUCUUUACUGAUUACCUCCCCAGUUUUGCCUAUGUCUUGAUUCUUAGCCAUCCCCUCUUUUUAAAAUGUGGGUGUAAGUAAGAUUUUUUACUAUAUAUUCUAAAGGAAUAUUAUCACUGGCUUUGGCUUCUGUUUUAGCUUUUUUUGUUCAUUAGUCAAAGCGGCUUACAUAAUAAAAUGAUUGCUUAUAAAAUCACAAGCUAAAAAAAGUAAAUACAGCAACAGUAUAACAACUGUUUUUAUUUAAGAGCAACAGACAAAAGCAAAUUCAUAAAAGCAGUACAUCAGAUGUUAAAAGAUAGCUGGAAUGAAAAAAUUCACGAGCCAUUUAAAAAUAGACAGCAGGAACGUGGCAGAUCUCCAGUGGGAGGCUGUUACAUAAUCUAGGUGCAACUACUGGGAAAACCCGUCUCUUGUACCCACCUGCCUAGCUACACAGAGCUGUGUAGGGAUGGAACACAGAGAAGGGUUUCUGAUGCCAAUCUUAAAGGCCAGGUGAAUGCAUAUGAAAGUAGGUGGUUUCUGAGAUAAUCUCCUAAGCCUUUUGGGAGCUCAGUUUGACUAGGUGGCUGAAGGGGAAUAAGGAGAAGCCCUUCUCUAUGUAAAAUGGCAGCUACAGCUAGAGUGCUGUUAGUAAUGCACCACAUCAGAAGGCUAUAAAAAUGAUGGGUCCAAGAGAGCAAAGCUGCCCCUUUUUCUCUUCAGCCUCCAUAACCAACCGCUGAUUUUCACAUACACUCAGUGAACAGCCAGGCUUUCUUUGGGCCCCUGCAUUUCCUCUCCAGGCCUUCCUGACUAUUUCCUCCUUCACUCUCUUGGUCUCCUCUGAUGCUGCAUGUAAACCAGGCAGCCUUGGAUUCCUCCAGCCCGCCCGCUACACAAAUAUCUAACACAGUCAACUUUUGCACUCCCCACUUUGCUCUCUGAGAGUGGGAAAUGGAUGUAGAAAACACCUUUGUUUGGCACCUUCUGUUCAUCAGAUAAUCUUGACAGCAAUGCCCCUGCACCUUUGCAGGGUUCGUGAGCAUGAGGCAGGAAGCCCGGCUUGUGCUUGGGAGCACCAGUUGUAUCCUCUGCAAGAGGUUCUUGCCCUUGCAGCUGUCCUUGUGCAUUAAUGUUGACUGGGGCCUCCUUCCGGCUUAGCUGUGCUCUCCCACAGGUGCAUGCAGCUGGUCCCUGUUUUCUGGCAGUCAGUUCACUUUCCUUUUAGGAGUCUGGUGACUUAUGAUUAGUAAAUGAGUCAUCCAGUAAUACACAAUCUGACCAGUACAGCAGAGCUAAUUUUACAGAGUCCAGCAGAUGAUAGGAGCUGAGCACCAUCCCGGCUAGCAGCUGUGCAAGCGCCAUUUGACCAAAGUGUUGAGCAGGCUCCCUGGCUGACUGACUGCCUUGUAUGUUCAUAGUUGCGGCUCAUAGACUGGGGCUUGGCAGAAUUCUACCAUCCAGCUCAGGAAUACAACGUCCGUGUGGCCUCGAGGUACUUCAAAGGGCCAGAGCUCCUCGUGGACUACCAAGUAAGAUUUUGUUCCUUGGUCUGAAGUGCUGGUAACUACCAGUGCUACUAUCCCCUUCACCUCCCCAGGGAGGGGUCAGCAAAGAUCAGUGUCUGCCAGCAAACCAGUUAAGGGUGACUCCUGGUAAGAAAUGAAGGGCAACGUGGAGAGGAAUCCUCAGUGGCUGCAUCCAUGCUAGAACUCAAUGGGCUCUUCGAAUUUGAGCCUGGGAAUGUGAAAAAGACCCAUUGUUCCUUCCUCUUUCUUGUUAAUAUGCCUCAGCAUAAGCAAUAAGAUGGGAUACAGGCUUGGAGGCCUAAUUCCUGCUUUUGACCUCACCCAUGUAUUUCCUGAUAUGAUUUGUGUUCUCAGUUAGGAUUAUCUUUUCACCUAGUUCAUUCCUAAGUGACACAGGAGGCCAGCGUGCUUGAAAGGAGGUGACAGAAUCAUGGCAGAUGCUCUCCCCUUCUCACAACUAGGCAUUGGGGAUGAAUGACUGCCAAAGGUACCUUCAGGGCCAAUUCUGUAGGACUCUGUGGGCAGGAAGCAAAAAGAGUCAUUGCAGUCAGGCUUGAUAGUCAGUGGGGGGAAAUGUUAUAGGGCAGAGAGAUUCGUUUAAGCAGAUUCUUACUUAGAAAAGAAGUGCUUUGUGUCUCUUCAGCCUCAUUAAUGGGCAGCCCAUGCACAUGGAGGGAGGAUUGCUCUGCAGAUAGAGCUUCCUUCCUGAACUUCAAAACAGGAGGAUAGAUAAUUGAUUACAGGAUAGAAGUAAGAAAGAGAAAACCACAAGGUAAAAAAUUAGUUGGAGGUAUGUGGCACUGGAACAGAACCAGUAAUAGGAAAUGACCAGACUGGGCCUUUCUUGAGUGCUGACAAUAUACCUUUGAUCAAGUGAAUCUGAACAUUUCUUGGGAACAGAUGGUGUUAACUACUUUAGACAGGACCAGUUCUCUGCAGUCCGGAAAUAAAAGUUAGGGUACUUUUAAAGCAGUUGUCUUUCAGAUAUUGGAACCAUACUCUUGUAUAAUGUUCAAGGCUAAUAUAUAGUUUUUAAGUGACUCGGUUUUCAAAAUCCAGGUUGCAGUUGCACUUCUAGAGGUAGACGUGUCUGCAGAAACCUGAAUACUCAACCUGCCCCAAUUCAUUUCUUUUUCUGCUCUUUUCCUCUUGUCUCCUCCCUCCCCCACCCCAGAUGUACGACUAUAGCUUAGACAUGUGGAGCUUAGGCUGUAUGCUGGCCAGCAUGAUCUUCCGAAAAGAACCUUUCUUCCAUGGUCAAGACAACUAUGACCAGGUGAGAAAUUAUGGCAUAGAACAACUUGCAAAAGGAAGCUAGUUGUUGAACAUGCCCCUCUCUCUUUCCACAGCUAUCAUGGCAUGGAUCAGGAUAUCUAGUCUUUGGUGGCAAAAGGAUGUCCCUGUUUGUAAGAUGUUCUUAAGGUUUCUCAAAUUAGAAGUGCUUAUUUUGAAAGCUUAUGCUAAACCUUGCAUUUCUACCUUGAGGCUGGCUGCACCAUUGGGAGGCCAAAGCACUAAGUUUAUAGGGUGGCUGGGGGGGUGUGCUUCUUCACUUGUGGAUGCCUGGUUGCAGUGUUUACCUUUUCCCACUGCACAGGUGGCCAGGGAGACACCUGCAGCCAGUCUUCACUGUCAUGUAGGACCUGACUAUUGGCAGCUGUCCCAGAGUGGAUGCAACAAAAUGUGUGCAGAAGUCCUACUGUAGGGUCACUCUUGUUUGGGCAAUUAAUAGAAUCCCAAGAGUUGCAUCUUCAAGCUUCAUGGCUGUAAACUACCCUUGUGAUUAUUCAAAUAGGAAAGGGUCAAAGGAGACCUCUCUUGCUUGUUUCUUCUUCAUUUGGUAGAACUCCACUGUGGUCCCUUUUUUGCUGGCACUAAAGUAUGAUAAGACUAGGAGGAAAGUCAUUGGCAUUGGGAUAUGAUUCUGUAGCUAACCUGUGCCCAUGUGGAGGAUUCUUAUUAGUACAGCCAGAGCUGUGCUAGUUUUCUUCUGCCCCUGUACAAGGGACACGCACAGUUCUGAAGCAGAGGGCAAGGAGUUCCCUUGAGCUGACAUUGGGCCUCUGCUAGCUUCCUGUGCUAUAGGUUUGGAGUUUGCACCAAGGCCUGUUCUCUAGUGUUUCAGUGUGUGUUACCAAUUGUAAAGACACUAAUAUUUUGAGAAUGCCAAUAACCAUGUCAGAAUAAACUUUAAAUAUAAAAAUAGUUUCCAUCAACGAGGCUGAGUUCAAGAGGAGAAAAAUGCAAAUACAAUGUGGAAAUACAUGAGUGUAAUAACUAGAAAUACGAAACAUCUUAACCAGAACUACUCUACGUUGAUCAGCAUUCAGCAAAUAAGAAUUCACAUUUACCCUUUGAGCUGUCAAAAAUAAAAUACCUCUAUCCAGCCACAUAUGUAUGGCACAAGCUCAUAUAAUUUUAUUCAAAUCAUUCAAGUAAAAAGGUGUUCAAGGCCCAUUCAGUGUAUUUUAACCUGGGGAAUCUGACUCUUGCCUUAAUUAUUCUUAUAGGUCCUAUAUGUUAUCGUGCUUUGGCCUUUUGACAUGCAACAUUUGUGGAAAUAAACUCCACAGAUUUUGCAUAUAAAAUGCAAAACCACAGUAGCUGCUCAAAAUAAGCUGGAACUUGUUUGAGAACCAUCUCACUGCGAUCUUCAGUACCCUCAAGUAACUUGUCUGAAAGGCUUUUUUUAAAGUUCCAGCUUUUACAUCUAAUGUCCUCUUGUGCUUAAACAACAUUGUGCCCUUGACAUUGCAGGACUCAAGUGGACGUAGACUUGGUCCUCCUCCUGGCAUAGCUCAAACACCCCUUCCAUCCACAACUGUUAAAGCAGUCUUCUGUUGCUAGCCAAGGCUGAAAGGAGUUGUAGCCCAAAAUGUCUGGAGGGCACCAGGUUGCCGUAGCCCGGCUAAAAGUAUUGUCAUACAAGUGGGUGGCUUUGAAAGGAUGGCAGCUGACAUGGGACAUAGAAAACUACCUUUUCUUGGUCUGUCUAGCCCAAGUCUUGUCUGCUCUGACUAGCAUUAGCUUUUCAGGACAAUUCUAUGAGUCUUAAGUCUUUGCCUGGCCUGUUGCCUGAGAUCCUUUUCAGUGGUCAUGGCAGGGACAGAAACUGGGGCCUUGUCCAUUCCAAGCAUGUGCUGAGCUGCAGCCCGUCCACAUUCCUCCUUUGGGUGGAAAUAGCUUAUUUUAACUAGCAAGACGACUUUGGUGAUAUGUCUGAGACAGAGAGAGAAGAUACAAAAUGGAGACACUCCUCCUGCAUGCCAAAGUCGUGUACCGUCUCAAGCCUGCUUGCACAGCUGGUUCAUUCAGCCACGAGGUGCCCCUUGCCUCUGCCCGGCUCCUACCCAUCACCCUUGCAUUGGCAGCUCUUGAGCUAGCUUUGUCCCGGUGGAGCUGCAGAGCGGGUGUAGUUUUGCUUGCUCUCCUCUUUCCAGUUCAACACAUCUAUUCUUUCAUUUCAGUUGGUUCGCAUUGCAAAGGUUCUGGGUACAGAUGAAUUAUAUGGUUAUCUGAAGAAGUACCACAUAGAACUGGACCCCCACUUCAAUGAUAUCUUGGGACAGUAAGUUUACUGUGGCAUGUUUGUUUCCUGGUGGUGCCCAGGGUGGGAACACUAAGCAUGAUGUAUAGGGCCUUUUCUUCUUCCCUACUGGAAAUGGAUUUUUCAACCCAUGGGAUUUAUUGUAUUUUGGUAACUUGUUUGUUUUUUUUUAAAAAGAAAGGGGGGGAACCCUCACAAAGCAGAUUUAAAACGCACCCUAUAGGUACAUUUACUUGAUUAGGUUGCUGAUAAUGGGAAGUGAAAGCCAUUGAGGGGCCAAAAUGUCCCUGUGUCAAAUAUAUGAAAUGCAGUGCAGCUUCUUUCUGAGUUCCUCCACUGGAUCUCUUCAUUUGGAAAUCUUCAGGCUUUUCUACUUUGCUUACAGGCAUUCACGGAAACGUUGGGAGAACUUUAUCCAUAGUGAAAACAGACACCUGGUCAGUCCCGAAGUCUUGGAUCUUCUGGACAAACUCCUACGAUAUGACCAUCAACAGAGGUUGACAGCCAAAGAAGCUAUGGAGCACCCCUAUUUCUGUGAGUAUUUUGCUGGAGCAGGAGAACUGUUCAGUUAGGCACUUGUUUAUAUAAAAGCUGUUCGCCAUUGCAAAAAUGUUCGAUUACAUGAGCAAGGGGGAAUAAUUCUAGAAAACCUUGCAUAUAAUAUUCUGCAGAAGUAGGAGAAUUUUCUUGGAAUUUAAGGAGGUAACCUCAAUUUUGGAAAAUAGAAAAUAUUUUAAAAGGACUCAGUGUAACUGCAUUCUGAAAUGUUUGUAUCUCUCAAAAUGAAAAAGUUCUGGGAUUUCAAGUCAUGCUGGGCCCUGGUAACUGCUCCCCCUUUUCUCCUACAGAUCCAGUUGUGAAGGAGCAGGCCCAGCCCAGCUCCGACAGCCCUGUGCUCUCCAGUGGCCUCACAGCAGCACGAUGAAGUUUGGGGGAACGACGGGUAAUUCCAGAGGUUUACAAAUACAAACACACCCUUCAAGUCACCUAGGGAAGGGAUGAACCAAACCCCUGUAUGCUCUGCAGCAAGCCUCGUCUUGAAGGGGGUUAGGGCUUAGCCUCCCUCUCUCUCCAGCACUUACGGCUACCCAAACUUUCUCUCUGUGUUACUGAUCCAAACAGUUGUGCCAGAUUUACUUGGAUAAGCGGCUGUACCCCCACGGUCUGCACGACUGGCUCUGGGUUGAUUCUGCAGUUUCGUACUCUACCUUUCCCAGCCUACCAUUUUCUCUGUUCUUCCGUUGGGCAACAUUUCAAUUUCUCCCCUCCCACACACACUGGAAUGUAGCAUAUGCACCCCAUAGAGGCAAGCUCCUGUGGGGUCAGAUUCUACUUAAGUCAUAAGCAAAUUAAAGCCUGUAAGUGGUGGGUUUCACCUCUGCUCUCUCCAGGUCUCACCCUGGCCCUCAUUUUCCUGUUUUUAAACCAGCAAGUCUUGGAAAUGGUUUUGAGUCGGUCAAAAGUACAUUCAAAGCAGGUAGCCAUUGGGGAGAAUCCUACUUCCUCCCCCUUCCAUUCCCUCUGGGGAAGUGCCUGCCUUAGUUGGAGGAAAGGUCAUUCUUUGAGACAGAAGGAGAGCUUCCUCUGGCGAGGCAUGUUAUUAUCGCUAGAAAAGCCAACCUGGUCAUUCCCAUCACUGUGCAAAAUUCAGAAUUGUGUUGAUUACAGCUGCUUUGACUAUGUGAAAGAGGCAAAGAGGAGGUGUUUGGGCAAGGAGACCAGUGGGGAAUUUUGGAAGCCAGACACGGAGGGGCUGUUCAGAAUUGGUGUGCAACAAUCUGCCAAGGGUUCAGAUCCCUAUAAGCAUUUUUACAUGCCCAGCCCAGUGUUGGAAUUGUUGGGGUAGAAUCCUCUGCUUUGGGGGAAUGGUGUGUAAGAUGCUCCUUUUGUUUUUCCAUUGGGUCUCGUCAUGAGCCCCAUAGUUCAACCCCACCUUUUGGGGGGAUUAUAUUGUGUGAUUCUGGUGACUUCAUAUACCUAAAUCCACAAAAAAAAAAAAAAUUGUCGCCAUGCCGAAAUGCAGAUUUUUUUUCUUUCUGUUACAUUGUCAAAUAUUUAAUUUUAAGUAAGAAGGUUAGAUUGUUUCUAUUUGAAGCAUCUGUUUACAUUCCACAUCCCCAUAACGACAUGUUAGCAUUGAUAUCAGGUCAGAUCCAUUUGUACAAUUCACUGGAACCAAUAAAUCUCUCUGUGUACAAACUUGUGUUGUCCUCCGUCUAGUCUCUGGGAAUUCCUUGGAAGGAAAGAUCUGAUUUGGGGGUUGAGGUACAAUUUUGGGGGCAUAGGAGGAAAGCCCUCUUGUUAAUCUCUACCCUUAAAGCUUGGUAGCUUGAGUAGAACCUUGGAUGUGGAAGACCUGUGUUCAGGUCCCAACUCACUGGCUGGCUUUGAGUGCAGGGUUUGCUCUCUGCUUUGCAUCCCAGUUUUGAUGUCCCUCUUGGACCUUUCAUUUCUGAUCACUUUGUUGACCACUUUCAGAGGACGUUAAUGCCGAGCAGAAUCUUAAAAUGAUGGACUCUUCCUUGUGACCUCUAAUCACUCUUCCCCUAACCAUUGCUCACUUCUGUUUCACCCAUACAUCUUUUCUCACCUCGCUGUCCUUUCAGGAAAAAAUAAAGUUUUGUUGCAAUUCUGCAAUUAGUAUUUUUUUAGAACAUUGAAUAGCGAGCUCUGGCUAAAUAUCAAGAAGUAAGUGCAUGGAUUAAUAUAUUUUUUUUUAAUAUUCAGAACAGAGCACUCUUUACUUCAAUGCAAAGUGUUUAAGAAAGCAGGUCAGCAUCUCCACCUUCUAUUAUCUUAAUUUGAAUUUGUCUACGUGGUUUUCAUGGCCCCCAAUUUACUAUUGUUUUACUUUUAAGAAAAGCCAUUGUUCAAAAUGCACACAAGAUGUAAGACAUUCUUGCAUAAUUAAAUGUUAGAUUGAAUGUAGAAUUCGGGGGUGGGGAGGCAUACUGCCGAUCCUUGUAGCUAUGUUUAGCUGAGUUCUGUCAAAGUACGAUCAAAACUUACUGAAAGAUAGAAUCAUUUUUAUUGAAGUACCUGAUGCGUCUUCUCAGUUCUUUGAUCCAAAGGCUUCAAACAUGAAUACAAAAUUUCCUCUGCCUUUGACAAAUGGGGGUAAGGUUCCACCCCACUGCCCCUUGGAGACUGUGAUGGAGUCUUUUUGCACAAUGUGGUGGUACUAUAGCAGUAGUAGUAGGAGUAGUAAUAAUAAUGAUGAUGAUGAUGAUGAUGUAGCACUUUCAUACAUACGUGAAGCUUUUUAAACAUUAACUUGUAACCCUAAACAACAACUUUGUAUGGUAGGUUAUUAUUAUUAUUAUUAUUAUUAUUAUUAUUAUCCUCAUAUUGCAGGGUUGAGGCUGAGGAAGGGUGGCCUCCCUAAGGCCACUGUUGGAGGUGAGAUUUGAAUUGGGGUUGCCUGAUUUUUGUAGCAGAAUCUAUUAGCUGCUUGGCGGCCUCCCGGACACUGGCAUGGGAACUGACAAACCAGGUCUGUGGCAUUUCUUAAUGUUGUGAGUUCAGGCAUGCAUAUCCCAGGAGUGGUGUGGCCACGAGGACCUUUGCUUCCGAUUAUUGAGCUUUGUGUGCAUGCUUGUUACUCCUCCUGCGGCAGCCAGCCAUUUUUGGACAAGCGUGCCACUUGAGUGCUCUUAUGGUAUGUACUUCCCUUAGUCUGCUGAGCCAGGGAACAAGAAUAAGCAUAAGUAGAACUCUGCUGGAUAAGGUCAGUGGCCCAUCUAGGCCAGCAUCCUGUUCUCACAGUGGUCAACCAGAUGCCUGUGGGAAGCCUGCAAGCAGGGAAUGAGUACAACAGUACUCUUCCCUCCUGCAGUUUCUAGCAACUGGCAUUCUGCAACCAGUUGCAUAACAUAGGAAUGUAGGAAACUACCUUAUACAGAACAGCUGUCCAUCUUGCUUGGUGUUGUCUAUGCUAAGUGGAGGCAGAUCCAUUAGGGUGACUGGGCACCACUUUAGCAACCUCAGUCUGCCGUGGUCAUUGGCUCUGGCUCCACUUAUUAUUGCUGGUCUCCCUGCCUUUCACCCUAAGCGUCCCAAUGAGCAUCAGCCACCACAGUGGCUCUCCAGGGUUUCACAUAUGAAGUCUUCCCCAGAGCUACCUGUAGAUGUUGGCUAUUGAACAUGGGGCCUUGGGCCUGCAAAGCAGAUUCUCUACCACCAAGCUACACCCCUCCCCUAAAUGAGCUGCAUUUGUAUAGCUACUCUUCUGCAUAUUUCUGGUUUUGCUGGGUCAUGAGGUGGGGCAGGAGCUCUCCCGGGUUAGAGUUCCAAGCAACUGAAUGCUGUGUCUUUCAUAUCUGCUUGGCUUUGGCAGAAUCUGAGCAUAUAAAGCCCUGUCUUCAGCCUGUGGCUGGAGGAUGUAACAAGUGGGAAUGGGAAAUCCAGCAGAAGGAGAGAUGCAUUGAGGCAUGCUCUGUGCUGGGGAAAGGGAUUUAUGUGAAAGAGAAGUCUUCAUCACUUCAUAGCCUUCCAUCUCGAAUAGGUGGACUAAUCUUCAGAAACAAAGAUGGUGGAGGUACUUUCUGCUCUAUCAUGGAUGCAGUGGUGGAAUCCUAAUCUGAACAUUUAUUGUCCUCUGACAUUUUCCUUUCUUUUGCUUGCUGUUCCUCAAGGGCGUGGGGUGGGGUUGUUAGUGGUUUAUUUUGUUCUUGUUCUAUUAUGCGUUUUGUAUGUUUAUCUUGUAUUUUUAUGCUGUGAACUGCCCAGAGAUCUACAGAUGAAGGGUGGUAUACAAAUUUAAUAAGUAAUAAUAAAAGUCAUCUCGUAUUCAGGCUCAUGACUAUACCAUGUCAGUGCCUUGGAGAGGCAUAGUUGCUUCUCAGAUUGGGAGCUCCUGUCAAGGCGGGUUGGCUGCACAGUGUUGAAGCCUGCCAUUGGAAUGCAGCGGUGUUUGACCCAUCAGGCCUUUGGCCAUCAAUGUAAACAGUUGUCUCUGGCUUUUGUUCCUUGUGCUAACCGUUCUGGCUACACAGUGCCUCCAAGCUCCAGCUUUGCGUUUGAUGCUUGCUUCCCGUCUCUUCCCUAGGUCUGUCUGGUGCUGUUCUCCCAAUUUUCCAUAAGCAGAACAAGAACCAAAUCAAACGUUUUAAUCUGCUUGUGUACAGAGAUGGUGGUGUGCAGCUUCCAGAUGUCGUCAUCCGAGUGGCAGGUUACGGGAGCAAGGACUGCAGCAGUGGCGGCAGCUGAUGGGAUCGAACAGCAUAUAAAAACACAAACCUUAACUUCUGUCUUUGACUUCCUGUUGACCUCUUCCUGACCAAGAAAGCAUGGGAAAUGUGAAGGGUAUGCGAAACCGCUGUUGGCUCAGGUGACUUCCCUGAACCCAGCCCAGUGUAUGGUGUUCUGACCACCUGGCUCCUGUUUUGCGGGCUGGGGGAGGAGGGUGGGCCUGUGGCAUGAUGGACAGUUCUAUAUUAAGAUAAUUAUAUAUUAUUGAAUAAAAGUUUUAAAAGUAAAUGUAUGGAGAGUCGUACAGAUGGAAGAAGGCAUGCAGUGAGGCCUCUGCUUUGGAACAGGACAAAUACCAUAUGGGGCGGUGGGGGAAUGUCUCCUUGUAUAGGUCCACAGGACCUUCCACUAGACAGACACAAUUUUUAUUAAGUAAAACUUGAGAAAGAGCAAUGAAGUUUCCUAUGAAUUCCUCCCAUGUGAUAAUCAUUUAGCGUCAAGGCCCCCUCUCCCUAGAAUUCCUCCCUGGUCUCUUCCCCAACCCCUAAUGCAUGGGUAGGCAAACUAAGGCCCAGGGGCCGGAUCCGGCCCAAUCACCUUCUAAAUCCAGCCCAUGGAUGGUCCGGGAAUCUGCAUGUUUUUACAUGAGUAGAAUGUGUCCUUUUAUUUAAAAUGCAUCUCUGGGUUAUUUGUGGGGCCUGCCUGGUGUUUUUACAUGAGUAGAAUGUAUGCUUUCAUUUAAAAUCAUUUCUGGGUUAUUUGUGGGGCACAGGAAUUCGUUCAUUUCCCCCCCUUCAAAAUAUAGUCCAGCCCCCCACAAGUUCUGAGGGACAGUGGACCAGCCCCCUGCUGAAAAAGUUUGCUGACCCAUGAAACAAACCAAUCAAUAUGUAAAAUGAUUCACGGGAUUCAGAUACUCUCAUGGUUGAUUUCCAAAGCAGGUGGUCAAAAAAUAAGUGAAAGAAGAAAGAGGGAAAGAUGUCCUCCUGCUCAUCAUAGUCACUAUCCCUGAAAAUCAGAAACUGUUUCACAAAUUUGCUCAUUAGUGUCUUGGCAUCAAUCACUUGUUUUUUUAAUUAUUAUUUUUUAAUGUAGCCUCUUUCCUUUGAUUCCCUUGUCAUCUUAUGGCUGAGCUAUGCAUGAUGCCUAGCAAUUCAUGGCUGACCUGUUUGGGGUGUUGGUGCAGAUUAAAGUGGAGAGGACCCCCAAAGAGCUAUAAAUUGCAUGCAGCGGUGGUGGUGGUGUUGCUGCUGUUGCUGUGCAAGAGGCUGCUUUCCUUCCCUGGGUGGGGUGGUUGGAAGAAUAUAGGGCACCUGGGAAGCAGGGAAGCAGUCCUUGAGCACAAAAAGGGAAGAGCAGAACGCUCCCUCUGCCAGUGCCACAUGCUAGACACUCACUAUUCCCAUUUCUCUGUUUCCCCACAACAAGCACACACACACAAGAUCAGCCAUGAUCAGUCUCCCGGAGUAUGUAAUUUGCCUCUCACAAAUUCAUGUCUGAGCAUUCGGGGAGCACUUGGCAACAAAGAAUGCCAAGCAGGCAGCCUAGAGGGUAAAGCAGUGCCUGGACCGUAGGAGAGAGAACAGUUUUGGAGGGCUGCUUGGAAUAGCCUUAUUGUGAAGGAGCUCUUCUUGCUCAGUACUAGAACUCAACCUGAUACUGGAAUACUAAGUUGCUUCUGAGGUCUGGAACACAUGCUGCAGUGCCUUGUUUUUAACUUGAAGGCAAUUAUUUAAAUAGGGGGAUCCAACUGGAUACUGUUUCCCCCCAGUAAAGAGUGUGUUACUGUCUCCUUUAACACAGAUAGCAUUUCACCCUCUCUGUUGUCCAGACACUCCUGUUAACAGAUCUGCUUGUGUGUCUAUCCACACAAAUAAAUUAAAUAUUGUACAGUGGUACCUCGGGUGAAGAACUUAAUUCGUUCCGGAGGUCCAUUCUUAACCUGAAACUGUUCUUAACCUGAAGCACCACUUUAGCUAAUGGGGCUGCCACGCCGCCAGAGCAUGAUUUCUGUUCUCGUCCUGAAGCAAAGUUCUUAACCCGAGGUACUAUUUCUGUGUUAGCGGAGUCUGUAACCUGAAGUGUAUGUAACCUGAAGCGUAUGUAACCCAAGGUACCACUGUACUUGUGUUCACUGAGAUACAACUUUUGUGAUCCUUAUUGUGGUGACCCUGUGGUUUUUGCUGUAUGUCACUACAAGUUUAAAAAUGCUUGGCAAGAGCUACAGAUGUCACUAUAACUAAAAUCAGGUAGGUAGCCAUGUUGGUCUGACACAGUCGAAAUACAUAAAAAAAAUAAAAAUUUGUCUAGUAGCACCUU